CUGUCUGAAGAUGAAGACUUCACCGAGUUUCCACGCAUUAAACAAAGGAAAGAAAAUUUUGAAAGUUUAAAGAGCCUUAUUUCAAAAGAAGUUCUUCAAAAGGCUGUUAGCGAUGCAAUGACCGACGUUGAAAAGGUUUUCAACAAAACUGAGAAAGAGAUGUUUAAUAAAAGAAGCUUAAAUGUUUAUCAGCCGGUCGAGAUCAGUUUAUCAAACUUUAACCCUGUUAGUCAAUACGCUAAGGAACUUUCAUUUUCGUCUUUAGUUGCUAUUGAGAGUACUCAGAACCUUCGAAAGCAAGGGAUAACCAGCGAAGUGGCAAUUUUUGAGUUACCUCAAAUGGAACUUACUGGAAGCCAGCUGGCACAGAUAUGCCCCAUAACUCCAGUGCAGGAAUGUUUGCCAAGUAAAUAUCGGACAGUAUCUGGACAGUGCAAUAAUGUCUACAAACCACUGCAAGGCGCAGUUUAUGAACCAUUUCAACGAUUUAUACUACCAGAUUAUUCAGACGGAAUAAGUUUUCCGCGUCGGUCGGUAACUGGAUCUUUGUUACCAAAUGCGAGAAAAAUUUCUCGAGAUAUUAUUACGGACAAUAUUCAAGAACAUAAUGUUUGUUCUGCAAUGAUUCCACAGUGGGCAAUGUUUGUUUAUGAAGAUUUGGCACAAAUUGGUUCAAACCAACUAGUCAAAGGAGAAGAAACAAAACCUUUUCCGUGUUGUGCAAAAGACUUUUCGCAUCCCGAAUGUUACCCAAUCGAAGUUGAAAGUGGCGAUCCGAUUUACAGCACUAAUUGUCUACCAUAUACCCGAAGUAUUACGUCUCCAAGAGGCAACUGUUCGUUAGGAUACAGAGAACAAGGUAAUGGUGCAACCUCUUACUUGGAUGCAAGUAAUAUUUAUGGAAGUACUAAACAGCGUGCUGACAAAUUGAGAGCAUUCAAAGACGGUUUAAUGAAGUCAAAGAUACAUCCUCGACAAAAGGAAAGCUUACCAAUAGAGGCCGGUAACUCUUGCGGUCUUUUCAGCGCACCAAAUUCAGUGUGCUUUUUGACAGGAAGUGAUAUGUCUACACUAACACCAGGAAGCACAACCUUUCACAUUCUUUGGCUUCGUCAUCACAACAAAAUGGCUACACAAUUAAAAGAAAUAAAUCCUCACUGGGAUGACGAACGGCUAUACCAGGAAACAAGAGCAAUAGUUAUUUCACAGAUCCAACAUAUUACCUACAGUGAAUUUUUACCUAUAAUAGUUGGUAUAGAUAACCUUCGUCGGUAUGGAUUAAAUCUGAGAAGUUACGCUUAUGACAGCGACUACGACUUAAGGGCAGAUAGCUCAACACUCAAUGAAUAUGCUUCGGCUGCUGGCUUGUUUUUCUACUCAUUGUUUCCUAAUCGACAAUCAUUGCAUGAAACGGGUGGUGCUCGUAGAACAAGAAAUAAUUUUCAUUCAUCGCCUAAUGGUCUUUUCAAUAUUUUGAACGAAGGCAGAAUUGACAUGGUGCUAAGGUCCUUCUUGAUCACCCCAAUGAGAAAGUUUGGUCUUCAUAUGAACGAGGACUUUAAAAAUCACUUUUUGAGAGGUCAGGGCAAACACGGUACUGAUCUUGCAGCCACAAUAAUUCAGCUGGGGAGGGAUCAUGGUCUUCCAGGAUACACGACUUUUAGAACCAAUUGUGGCCUCCGACGCCCAAGCAAUUUUUCUGAUUUAAGCGAUAUCGUUUUGGAUUCGGUUGAUGUAAAGGCUCUGUCGGAAUUAUACGAAAGUAUCGAUGAUGUUGAUUUGUUCAUACUUGGCCUAGCAGAAAAACCAGAACCUGGCUCAUUAGUGGGGCCUACGUUUGCAUGUAUUAUUGGAAGGCAAUUCCAAAAUACUCGUCAUGGUGAUCGUUACUGGUACGAAAAUUUCUUCACGCCAUCCGCAUUUACAUUAGAUCAGCUCAAUGAAAUUCGAAGGACAACAUUAGCAAGAAUCAUUUGCGACAAUUCUGAUCAAGUUACUUCCGUGCAACCAAACGUGUUUUCUUUACCAGAUGAUUUUGGCAACUGCCUAGUUGAUUGUAAUUCUACAGUAAUUGAAGAAAUCGAUUUAAAACACUGGGUAGACCAGGAAUCAAAUAUAAAGCUACCGAUCACAAAGGCUACAAUUGAGAAGGCGCUGAAACUAGGAGCAGAACAUGCCGAACAACUUACUGAAGCUGAACGACUUCGGAUUGAAAGCAUCAGUCGUUCCAGCACUCCAAAUUUAGCGGUAGUGACACAUUCAAACUUAAUGGCUCCGAAACAGCAAUCACUGCAGAUAUCGCAGAUGUCUGCCAUUUUAAGAGAAGCGACAAAAGUGCUUGUCCGCGGGGAAGGUCUAGAAAAAGACGAACGCCUACCAUCGGAGUUAGACUUCAACACGCUGCAGCGAUUUCUUCCAACAAUUGACAUCAAAAAAAUUCUUGGAGUUAUAAGCCAUAGUGAAUCCAAUCAAGAUCAAUGUUUACCAAAACCUCUACCAUGCGAUCAUACUUCCAAAUACAGAACAUACACAGGAUGGUGCAAUAACUUGAAGUUCCCACACUACGGAAAUGCAUUUUCGCCAAUGCGGCGACUUCUGGAUCCAGUCUAUGACGAUGGCUUUGAUAGUCCAAGAAUGACUGCACGUAGUGGAAAAAAGCUUCCAUCUGCGCGUUCUAUCUCUAAUGCAGUUCAUAAUGAUGCUCCUGAGGUCCACGUGAAGUAUACACAUAUGUUAAUGCAAAUAGGCCAGCUGCUUGACCACGACUUUGCACACUCUCCCAUCUCUCGCGGACCCGGAAACACAGUAUUAGACUGUCGAAGAUGCGAUUCGCCAAAAACAGUAUCAGCUCACUGUUUCCCAAUACCAGUCGAUCGUAACGACCCGCACUUUAAGAGCACCACUGGACAGCCUAGAUGUAUACCAUUUACACGCUCUCUUCUUGGACAACUGAAUCUGGGUUACCGAAACCAACUAGAUCAGCUAACUUCUUUUAUUGACGCAUCGUUUUUAUACGGAUCUACAGACUGUGAAGUGAAUUCGUUACGUUUGUUCAGUCAGGGAAAAAUGAAUUUCACUAAUCUUGGAUUUAAUGCUGAAGCCCUUCCACAGGGGUCCCAAGAACGAGAUUGCAGAUAA
Messenger RNA from Enterobius vermicularis (human pinworm), 3138 nucleotides. The record is from the annotation of a GenBank genome assembly. NCBI's taxonomy places the organism in Eukaryota, Metazoa, Nematoda, Chromadorea, Rhabditida, Oxyuridae.